Messenger RNA from Phyllopteryx taeniolatus (common seadragon), 2750 nucleotides. RefSeq names its product transmembrane protein 25. NCBI's taxonomy places the organism in Eukaryota, Metazoa, Chordata, Actinopteri, Syngnathiformes, Syngnathidae. Gene Ontology annotation, biological process: negative regulation of excitatory postsynaptic potential. The coding region runs from base 285 to 1364 and encodes 359 amino acids. The transcript has 8 exons. The record is from RefSeq and is a predicted model, not a curated record.
CUGCUCUCUCCCGCCUACUCUCCCCUCCUCUCAGUGGCAGCGGUGUGACUGCCUGAGUCAGCUAGCUUUACCAGCCAGUGAGUAAAUGCUGCUUCUGGAGGUGGCAUAUCCUGAAGACAAAUGUGUGUGUGGUGUGUAUGUGGGACUAUGAGUGGACACGGAUGGGAGAGCGACUGAGUCAGAAAGGCUGCAGUCCUCCCAUCACCAUCCUUCGCUCCACUGCUGCCAUGGAGCUCCGGCUGGCUGAAUCACAGCAGAGGCUGCAGAAAGGGCUGCUGAGGUAGAUGCAUGUAUGUUGUAGUAGUAUGGAUAAUGUGUGCAAGAGAAGGUGGUCAUCAGGCUCCCAGGCCAUGGUGUUUCUUCACACACUGGCCUUAUCCUGGGCAGGUGCUGUUGAACCUGCCCCCGAAAUUGACGGACAUCGUCAGACAGCGAUGACACUAAGAGAAAACGCAAUACACAGGUUCAACUGUCAUUCAUAUGGUUGGCACCCCCAUGCACCGGCCUUGCUGACCUGGUACCUGAACGGUGAGCGGCAGAGGUCGUUUUCUCCUAAAGGGGGUCUGGGGAAGACACCCCAAAAAAACUCUGAGGUCAGGAGAUUCGGAGCCAAUCACAACAGCACAUUCUCACUGCGGGCCAGAAAGUGGGACAGAGAGCUGGUGUGUGUGGCAUUGAACCCCAAAUCAGGGGAAAGCUACAAUGCUACAGUUACACUCAAUGUCCAAUUUCAGCCUGAGAUCCUCAGGGUCAGCGCACACUCCAGUGAAAACUCAGACCCCGGCCUUUUGUUAGUCCUCUUUGCAUUGGUUCAGUCCAACCCACCUGCCACCUUCACCUUCACAGACCAGUCUGGUCUGCUAAUGGCUAACACUUCAGACAUCUUCAUCCUCGACUCACACGACUACCCCUGGAUGACCAAUCACACACUAAGAGUCACUCUCAGUAGUCUAUCAGGAAAUAUCUCGCUGAAUGCCAGCAACAGUGUGGGCACCACGCAAAGUAACCUCACACUGGCAGAGUUCCUACAAUCUCGUGUGGAAGUGCCAAUGCUGGGAAUUGUAACUGGAGGGUCCAUGGCCUUCAUGGCCCUUCUCAUCCUCAGCCUGAUAGUCCUCUGCCUCAUGCAAAAACCAACAAGCAAGUCCAUCGAUGAGCCAGUGGAGAUUCUAAUGACUAAGAAAAGUGACUCAACCAAUCUGAAAGCAGAGAGAUCUUACAUCCCCAGAGAGAACAUGUCUCUUCCUUCCAAUAUGCAGCUUAAUGACCUCAGCACUUUGAAAAAGGGUACUUUGCUGCGGUUUCCUGCCAAAUUCAAAAUGAACACCCAUAACCGAAUAACCUGGAGAAAAUUUAACUUUUAAGACUUUUGUACGGUACGGUGCAUGAAACACGUUAUGACUUUGCAGACAAACCAAAUUUGACAGGUACAGCGGAUAUAAAAAGUCUACAGACCCCUGUUCAAAUGUGUUCAGGUUUCUGUGACAUAAAAAAUGAGACCAAACUAAAUCAUUUAAAAACGUUUUGCUCCGUGAGUGUUACCGAUAAUCUCUUCCAACUCAAUUGAAAUGAUUAAAAACUUUUUUUGAAAGGAGCAGUAAUAGUAAACAACUGAACUAUUUGCAUAUCUGUUGUUAACCAAUACAGGCCACUCAUGUGCCUGAGUAGCAUCUGCAACAUUUGCACAAUCGACAUUGUCCCAGAUUAUCGCACUACUAGUCACUUUAAACUGCAUACAUUUCGUGAAGUCUCUGUGCCCUUUGCACAAUGGUCAUUACACCGAACUAUUGUUCUAUUAGUCAUUUCAAACUGCUCUAAUUGCUAGAGUUCUCUGCAUCUUUUUGCACAUUGUCCAAAAAAAAUAAAAAAUGUACCUGCAUUACCACAUUACUGGUAACCUUUUAUUGCUCAUUGACCUUGUUUUUUUUUUGUCUUUAUGUCUCAAAAGUAUUCUCUGCCAAUUGACUGUCUGUUGUCGUAUUAGAGCGGUUCCAACUACCGGAGACAAAUUCCUUGUGUGUUUUUGAAUACUUGGCAAAUAAAGAUGAUUCUGAUUCUGAUUCUGAAAUAAUGUGAUUGCUCAAGUGUGCGCACCCUCUUAUUACUGGGAUGUGGUUUCAGAAUUAACCAGUCCCAUUCAAACAUAUGUUACAUGGGAAUCUGCACACACCUGCCACCAUUUACCAUCUAGUUGGCUUUCAUUACUUUUUUUUUUUUUUUUUCUAGCAGAAGCCUGAAGGUUUUGUGCUAACACUGACUGGUAUUUUGAACUGUUCAUAGUUCCCUCCACCUUGUCUAAGGCCACAGUUCAAAAAGUAAAACAACAAAAAAACAACAACAACAAACAACUAAACACCACCAUGCUUCACUGAAUAGUGUUCUUUUGGUAUUAAACAGUGAUUGUGCCCAAAAAAAAACAUCUUUUGGAAUUAUGCCAAAAUGUUCAACCUUGGUUUAAUUGUGCCAUUACACAUUUCCCCUCACGUGUUUGUGAUACUUUAUUAUGGUCCAAUGUCAGGAAAAGCCUACUAGAACAUCUGAAACAUAUUCAAAGCCGAUUUAAAUGGUGGCAGGUGUGUUGAAUGUGACUGGUUAAUUCAGAACACAGCCACAUCUCAUAGUAUAAGAGGGUGUGCACAUUUGUGCAACCACAUUAUUUAAGUUAUUUAUUUUUAUUUGCCCUCAAACACUGCAUCUUGCUCACACUUUUUAUAUUUCAUCCAUUGCUCCAAUACCCCUGCAUUGCUCUC